AGGCUUCCGAGCCGGGGCAAAGGCAGGUCGCCCCCCAGCACCCUGCCGCGACCCGCGCCCUCUGUCCCUGCAGCCGCUCCCGCCUGGACUUCACCUCCUGGCCGGGCAGCGGGGAGUGCCAGAUAAUGGGUACUGUGCAGUAAGCUGGGGAGGCAUGCUGAAGCUGGGUUUGUGGCAGAAUGAGUUUAAAAGAUGCUGGCAGUGCAGUUUGCCAGGAGAAGGUGGCCUAUCAUCUUCAAAUUUACCCUCAGCUCUCGAUAGAAAGUGCUCCCUGCUGUAGAGUGACUGCAACCAAGGACAGCAGUGCUUCGGAUGUCAUCAAGGAUGCGAUAAAUACUUUGAACUUGGAUGUCUCAAAGCAUUAUGUGCUUGUGGAAGUGAAAGAAUCGGGUGGUGAAGAAUGGGUACUUGACAUAAAUGACUCUCCUGUUCAAAGGGUUUUGCUUUGGCCCCGCCGUGCUCAGGAUGAGCAUCCUCAAAAGGAUGGUUACUACUUCCUUUUGCAAGAAAGGAACACCGAUGGGACCAUCAAAUAUGUCCACAUGCAACUGGUGUCCAAGGCGAAGGAGGCUCGACGGUUGGUUGAAAGAGGUUUUCUUCCAUGGCAUCAGGAAGACUUUGAUGACUUGUGUAACCUUCCCAAUUUAACAGAGACCACGCUCCUAGAGAAUCUCAAAUGCCGCUUUUUGAAACAAAAGAUUUAUACUUAUGCAGGAAGUAUUCUGAUUGCCAUUAACCCCUUCAAAUUUUUGCCCAUUUAUAACCCAAAAUAUGUCAAGAUGUAUGAGAAUCACCAGCUUGGGAAGUUGGAGCCCCAUAUCUUUGCAAUAGCUGACGUGGCUUAUCACACAAUGCUUAAAAAACAAGUCAACCAGUGCAUAGUUAUAUCAGGUGAAAGUGGAUCUGGAAAAACUCAAAGUACAAACUUUUUAAUUCACUGCCUCACAGCACUGAGUCAGAAAGGGUACGCAAGCGGUGUGGAGAGAACUAUUUUGGGAGCUGGACCAGUUCUGGAGGCAUUUGGCAAUGCAAAAACAGCUCAUAACAAUAACUCCAGUCGUUUUGGAAAAUUCAUUCAAGUCAACUAUUUGGAGAAUGGUGUUGUCAGAGGGGCUGUUGUUGAAAAAUAUCUGCUUGAAAAAUCUCGUCUGGUCUCUCAGGAAAAAGAUGAAAGGAACUACCAUGUGUUUUAUUAUUUGUUACUUGGAGUGAGUGAGGAAGAACGCAAAGAAUUUCACCUCAAGCAACCUGAAGAUUAUUUCUACCUCAAUCAGCAUAACUUGAAAAUUGAAGAUGGCGAAGAUCUCCAACAUGAUUUUGAAAGAUUAAAACAAGCUAUGGAAAUGGUUGGCUUUCUUCCUGCAACAAAAAAGCAAAUCUUUUCAGUGCUUUCAGCUAUUCUCUACUUGGGCAAUGUUACCUACAAGAAGAAAGCCACCGGUCGGGAUGAAGGGUUAGAAGUGGGACCCCCUGAAGUACUGGACAUCCUCUCGCAGCUUUUAAAGGUCAAACGAGAACUUUUGGUGGAAGUGCUGACAAAAAGAAAAACGGUGACAGCCAAUGACAAGCUUGUCCUGCCUUAUAGUCUCAAUGAGGCAAAAACAGCUCGGGAUUCAAUGGCAAAGUCCUUGUACAGUGCUCUGUUUGACUGGAUUGUUCUGCGAAUUAAUCAUGCACUUCUUAAUAAGAAGGACAUGGAGGAGUCUGUUACAUGUUUGUCCAUUGGUGUGCUUGAUAUUUUUGGAUUUGAAGAUUUUGAAACCAACAGUUUUGAGCAGUUCUGUAUAAAUUAUGCAAAUGAACAGCUUCAGUAUUAUUUCAAUCAACACAUUUUCAAAUUGGAGCAGGAGGAAUACAAAAGUGAAGGGAUCACGUGGCACAAUAUUGACUAUACUGAUAAUGUGGCCUGUAUUCACUUAAUCAGCAAGAAGCCCACCGGCCUCUUCUAUCUGCUAGAUGAAGAAAGCAACUUUCCACAUGCCACCAGCCAGACCCUACUUGCAAAGUUCAAGCAGCAGCAUGAGGAGAACAAGUUCUUUGUUGGAACCCCAGUGAUGGAGCCUGCUUUUAUUAUCUGGCAUUUCGCUGGGAAAGUUAAAUAUCAGAUAAAGGAUUUCCGAGAGAAGAACAUGGAUUACAUGAGACCAGAUAUUGUCGCCUUGCUUCGCAGUAGUGACAGUGCCUACGUACGGGAGCUGAUCGGGAUGGAUCCUGUGGCUGUGUUCCGCUGGGCUGUUCUGCGAGCUGCUAUUCGGGCAAUGGCGGUCUUUGCAGAAGCAGGGCGCCAGAGAGCUCAAAAAACUGCAGGAGUGGUACGACAUGGACCUCGGGUUCCUCUUGGAGAACUCCAGAGAGCAAAUACACCAGUAGAAAAAGUAUAUCGGGACUUGCAUGAUCAAAUCAUCAGGAGUAUAAAAGGACUUCCCUGGCAGGGUGAUGAUCCCUGUAGGCUGCUUCGGUCACUCAGUCGACUUCAGCCACACCGCUUCCACUUCCUGAAAAGUAGAGGUAUCAAACAAAAGCAGAUCAUUCCCAAGAACUUGCUGGAUUCCAAGUCUCUGAAGCUUAUAAUGAGCAUGACGCUGCAUGAUCGGACUACAAAAUCCCUCUUACAUUUGCACAAAAAGAAGAAACCCCCUAGCAUAAGCGCACAAUUCCAGACCUCUCUCAAUAAACUACUGGAGACUCUGGGGAAAGCUGAGCCAUUCUUCAUCCGGUGCAUUCGCUCCAAUGCUGAAAAGGAGGAGCUCCUUUUUGAUGAGAGCUUGGUUUUGCAGCAGUUGAGAUACACUGGCAUGCUGGAGACGGUGCGAAUUCGAAGAUCUGGUUACAGUGCAAAAUACACAUUCCAGGAGUUUAUAGACCAGUUUCAAGUGUUAUUGCCCAAAAAUGCCAAAGCCCUGAAGGAAGACAUAUGUGCUUAUCUGAAUAAACUGAAACUGGACAAAAACAACUACCAAAUAGGGAAGACCAAGGUGUUCAUGAAAGAGCCUGAGCGACAGAUAUUACAGGAAGCACUACAUAAAGAAGUGAUCAGAAAAAUCAUUCACCUUCAGAGCUGGCUCAGGAUGGUUUUGGAAAGGAGACGCUUCCUCAGAAUGCGGCAGGCAGCCAUUACUCUGCAGGCUUGCUGGCGCUCGUAUUGUGUUAGGAGGGCACUGGAGAGGAAAAAUGCUGCUGUCUAUAUUCAGUCAGUGUGGCGAGGGUACAGGGAACGGAAGUCCUACUGUCAGCAGAAGAGGCAAAUCUCCCUUGUGCAGGCGCUUGCUAGGGGGCACCUACAGCGUAAGAGGUUUCAACAAAUGCUUGUGGAGAAGCAGAAAGCUGAGGAAGAGCAAGCGGAGAUGCAACAAGCUCAAGGGAACGAGACUGGUAUAAACGAGGCUGAGGAUGGUGAAGCAGCGUUGGAGCAAUUGGAUGUAAAACCAGCGAUGCAACUAGAUGAAGGUGUCGAACAGGUGGCGGAAAGAGAAGACAAAGCUCAGCAUGUGCAAACUGAAAACUUGAGCCAAGCUCCUGAAAGGGCUGUGCCAUCCCAGAAGAGCAUAGCUGAUGGCCCAGAGAAGAUCCCAAGUAGUCGGGAGAAACGGGCAUCUCGACGACAGAGAGGGCUGGAGCACAACAACUUGCAGAAUAAGCAUGUCCUAUUCUCCUUAGAUGAACAGUCUUUAGUGUGCCUUGAAGAAAAAACUGCUGCUAAAGAAGCCCCAGAAACAGUCCAAGAGCCAGAAAAAGCCACAGCAGAAGAUUUGGUACUUCUGAAAGGUACAGAGGAGAGAAUCCCAGUGGAAGAAAGCAAAACACUUUCAGACGUGCAGCUGUCACGUAAAAGAAUGGAUGAUGAUUCCAGUGCCGAGCAAGCCACUGAAUCAAAGCAGGAAACAUUAGAUGAGAAGGAUGCUUAUAGACUGAAAACACAGGAGAGCCAAAAGAGCCAGAUAAAAGGCAGCCAAAGCUUCAACUGUCCUGAAAGGCCAUCAAAUCUUAUGCUGAAUUUUAAAAGUAGCCUGCCUGCUACUGGAAGCUUUCGAAGUCCAGUCGAAUAUCGUGCAGAAAGACAGAAACACAGAGCCAAAGACCUGGACAGCCCCACCUCUUUUCAGAUACAGAGGUACCUGGAUGACCCAGGGAAACUGAGAGAUAAACGGGAAAAAUGGAAAGGAAAGAGGCAGUCAGAAGCUGGUCAGAAUGAAAUGCUAAGCCAGUCUUUCGAGGAAAGAAUCGAAAGUGGCCAGUCUCCAGAGACUCCACUAGAAAAGAAGAGGACUACUUCUUCGCUGAAUGAUAUCUCCAACCUGGCCCAAUCUGUCAGCAUGAGUCGGCCACCUCCAGAUACAACCGAAGAAGACAAGAUCAACAAAAAACACGCUCUGCAAAAGAAGUCAACAGAGCAGUUAUCACCCGUGGAUUCAGCUGUUCCACUGCAGUCUUCUAGCCAGCAGAUGGAUGCGAAGUCUACGUUCAAAAGUCCUUUGCGUCGAUUCCUGGGGAAAAAAACAGACAAGAAAAACCUUAAGGAGAGUCUGGAUGCAAUAGAGGAAGGGGAGAAUAUUUCACUUGUAACAUGUGCUUUGAUACGAGAAACAUCGGAACCGCAGCAAGUGUCGGAAUGCCCUCCUGGACAACCAGGUCACCCUCAGGCAGGAGAGAGCCACGUGAAAGACGCUGGCAAAGCAAAGAAGAGCCGUACUAUUAAGAUCAGCAAAGUUACAGCUGCGUCUGAGAAGUGGCGAGUGUCUGUGUCCCGCAAGAUCACAAAUGCCGAUGAGCUGAAAUAUCUCGAUGAGUUCCUUCUAAACAAGAUAAAUGACUUGCACUCUCAGAAGUCUGCUAUUGAAUGCUUGUUUUUCAAAGCCACAGACAAGUUUAGAGGAAACAUCAAAACCAUGUACUCUGUUCCUAAUGGAAAAAUCCAUGUUGGCUAUAAAGACCUGAUGGAAAACUAUCAGCUUCUAGUUGUAAAUCUGGCAAAAGAGAUGGAAGAGAAAGAAGUCAAGCUAGUUUUAAAUAUCUUCCAAUCCCUUCUUGAUGAGUUUUCCCGGGAAUAUUUCAAAAAAGAGGAGUCUGAGCAGCACAAGCACAGCAAAGCGCAGAAGAAGAAACGGAAACAAGAGCGUGCAAUUGAGGAGCACAAUGGCCACGUGUUCAUGAACUACCAAGUGAGCAUUCGGCAGUCGUGUGAGCAGUGCUCAUCCUACAUUUGGCCCAUGGAGAAGGCCUGUCUCUGCAGCAGUUGCAAGUUGGCUUGUCACAAGAAAUGUGUGUCCAAAAUUCAGAGCAGCUGUACAUCCGGUUUUGGAAGAAAGAAUGACCAAGAUGCAGAAUCGCGUCACUUUGGGGUUUGUGUGAGUUCCUUAACCAGUGAUAAGAAUUCAGUCCCCGUGGUCCUGGAGAAACUGCUAGAAUAUGUGGAGAUGCAUGGCCUCUACACAGAAGGCAUCUACCGGAAAUCUGGGUCAGCGAAUCGCAUAAAGGAGCUGAAGCAGUUACUGGAGUCAGAUCCAAAUUCAGUGAAACUGGAGAAUUUUCCCAUUCAUACUAUCACUGGGAUCUUGAAGCAGUGGCUGCGGGAGUUACCAGAUCCCCUCAUGACGUUUGCGCAGUACAGUGACUUCCUCCGAGCAGUAGAGCUGCCAGAAAAGCAGGAGCAGCUCUGUGCCAUUUACAGCGUCCUUGACCAGCUUCCACAAGCCAAUCACAACACGUUGGAGCGACUUGUCUUCCACCUGGUCAAGGUGGCCCUGAUAGAAGAUAUAAACCGCAUGUCACCUAACGCUCUGGCUAUCAUCUUUGCUCCAUGCCUCUUGCGCUGCCCUGAUAAUUCAGACCCUCUAACCAGCAUGAAGGACGUCUCAAAGACAACAAUGUGUGUGGAGUUGCUAAUAAAAGAGCAGUUGAGAAAGUACAAGAUAAAAAUGGCUGAGAUUAAUCAGCUGGAAGCAGCCGAGAGCCUUGCUUUCCGUCGGCUUUCGCUGCUUCGACAAAACACGCUCUGGCCUGUAAAACUUGGGUUUUCUUCUCCUUCUGAGGGGGUACUGAAUAAAAGCCCCCAGCCUAAGGGAAAUGACGACAAUAAUUUUCCUGAGCUGGGCUCACUUCAGGAGGAAGAGGAAGCAUCUGAUGCUGAGAAGCGAGAAAAGGAGAUUUUGAUUGAACGCAUCCAAUCAAUUAAGGAGGAAAAGGAAGACAUAACUUACCGAUUACCUGAGCUUGACCAGCGAUGCUCUGAUGAGGAAAACGUGGACUCAGAGACCUCGGCAAGCACGGAAAGCCUGCUGGGCGACCGAGCAGGGAGGCUGGAUGCCGAAGGAGCUGCUCCGUCUGGAUUCCAGAGCCGUGACCAGAGCCUCGGCGUGCUCAACAGAGACUCUAGCAGAGCGCCUGGUGUUUCUCUUCCAUUGGCCUCCGCACACUCCUCUCCUGCCUCCUUGGCUACAAGACACAGAUCAUCUUCGAUGCUGCUCAGCAUGAAACUACCACGCCGAAAUCCAGUGAUGCCAACAGCAAAUAUAAGACUUCCUCCUGGGAUCCUCAAGCUGACAGAAUCCCAGGGCAGGACUUCAGUUACGGAUGUGUCUCGACUCAUGGUGAGACGGAGGGAGCGGCCAGCAAGGCGACCUGAUAAGAUCCACUCCGUGUACAUUGCACAAGGGUCGGCUGUGGCCCAGGCUCAGGAAUCUGUGGAUGAAUAUGAACCAACAGCAAAAGUGAAGCGGCGGUUUUCAGACCCUUACUCGCAUGUGCCACCUAUGCCCGAGUGAAAUAUUUCAGACGCCCGAUCCUUAUGUUGAAGGUUGACUGCAGCUCCGGCGCCAUCCCUCGAGGGCCGUGAAGGUGCGCACGUGUCCUUGUGGUUGGGGAGCUGCCGGCCGGGCCCUUCGCAGCAGGCCCAGGUCGAGCGGAGCUGUUCAUAGCAAACGAUAUUCUGCUCUUUGUAAGACAUCUAAAUUAAAAGGAACUGCAAAAGAAGUAGGAUCUUAAAUCUGCUUUAAGUAAAGUGCAUGGAACUGAGCCUGUCGGAGGAAAGUGUGGCCCUGUGGGCCCUGGUAGGACCAGAGGGGAGCGGGGGAACCUGGGGCCUUGCUCUGCGCCGGUUAUGUUUCUACGACAGCUUCCUUGGCGGUUUGCGGACUUUCUGAUGUUGUAAUGGCCUUCACUGAGGCCAGAAGUAUAUCGACUUGUUGAUGAAUACAUUGCACUUUUUAAACCCGG
Messenger RNA from Alligator sinensis (Chinese alligator), 7212 nucleotides. RefSeq names its product myosin IXB (gene MYO9B). Gene Ontology annotation, molecular function: protein binding; GTPase activator activity; ATP binding. The record is from RefSeq and is a predicted model, not a curated record. The coding region runs from base 180 to 6761 and encodes 2193 amino acids. The transcript has 41 exons. Gene Ontology annotation, cellular component: myosin complex. NCBI's taxonomy places the organism in Eukaryota, Metazoa, Chordata, Crocodylia, Alligatoridae. Gene Ontology annotation, biological process: intracellular signal transduction.